Molecule: messenger RNA, 3936 nt
Organism: Stegostoma tigrinum
Lineage: Eukaryota; Metazoa; Chordata; Chondrichthyes; Orectolobiformes; Stegostomatidae
Gene: pitrm1
Product: pitrilysin metallopeptidase 1
Exons: 27
Coding region: 63-3176 (1037 amino acids)
Biological process (GO): protein processing
Cellular component (GO): mitochondrial matrix
Molecular function (GO): metal ion binding
Source: RefSeq, a predicted model, not a curated record
GUGGGUAGGCAGAGUCAGCCGGUACCCGGUGACUGGCAGUCGGGUAUUGGUGUUGGGGCAGAAUGGCGGCCGGUAUGAGGGCAGUGUGGCCGCUAUCGUUCCUGCGGAACGGGAGAUCUGUGAGCUGCUGUUCAUGGCGAUGGAACAGCAGUUCUGCACAAGAGAGGGCCAGGCAGUACACAGUUGGGAAGAAGAUUCAUGGGUUUACUGUCAACCAGGUGACCCCUGUUCCUGAUCUCCUCUUGACAGCUGUUAAACUUAACCACGAUAAUACAGGGGCUCAGUACUUGCAUAUUGCGAGGGAUGAUCCAAACAAUCUAUUCAGUGUGCAGUUUCGUACUACGCCUCUCAAUAGUACUGGAGUUCCUCAUAUUUUGGAACAUGUGGUACUUUGUGGCUCUGAGAAGUACCAGUGUAGAGAUCCCUUCUUCAAAAUGUUGACUCGAUCACUUGCUACCUUCAUGAAUGCCUUUACAGCAAAUGACUACACGAUGUAUCCAUUUUCCACCCAAAAUUCUAAGGAUUUUCAGAAUCUUCUGUCUGUUUACCUGGAUGCUGUUUUUUUUCCAUGCCUAAGGGAAUUGGAUUUUUGGCAAGAAGGGUGGAGACUGGAACACGAAAUUCCUGAUGACCCAGGCUCACCACUUAUCUUCAAAGGAGUUGUGUUCAAUGAAAUGAAAGGUGUAUUUGCAAACAAUGAAAAUCUUUAUGCUCAGCAUCUACAGAACAAGCUUCUACCAGAGCAUACUUACUCAGUAAUAUCUGGCGGUGACCCAUUCCAUAUACCUACGCUCACUUGGGAAGAAUUGAAAAACUUUCAUGCCACACAUUAUCAUCCUAGCAAUGCCAGGUUCUUUACUUAUGGUGAUCUGCCACUGGAGCAACACCUUAAACAAAUCCAGGAUGAGGCACUUUGUAAAUUCCAUAAAAUUCAACCUGGUACUUCAGUUCCUAAACAACCUCGCUGGAGUGAACCAAGAGAAUGUCAUGUUAAUUGUGGACCCGAUUCAAUGGCUCCUGAUCCUGCUAAACAAACAACAUACAGUGUGAGCUUCUUAUUGGGCGACAUUACUGAUAGCUUUGAAGCAUUCACACUGAAUCUUUUGUCAUCUCUGCUGGUAUCUGGACCCAAUUCUCCCUUUUACAAAGCAUUGAUUGAUGCCCGGAUUGGCACUGACUUUGCUCCUGUUGUUGGAUAUGACGGCAGCACAAGAGAGGCUUGCUUUAGUGUAGGGCUACAGGGUAUCGCAGAGCAAGACAUUAAAGUUGUGAAAGAGAUCAUCGCCAAAGUAAUAGAUGAAGUAAUUGAGAAUGGUUUUGAGCAAGAAAGGAUUGAAGCACUCCUUCACAAGCUUGAAAUUCAGUUGAAACACCAGACCACCAAUUUUGGACUUGCAUUGGCAUCAUACAUUGCUGCAAAUUGGAAUCAUGAUGGCGAUCCUGUGGAGAUGCUUCAGAUCAGUGAAAACAUGGCCAGGUUUAGGCAGUCAUUGAAAGAUAAUCCACGCUUCCUACAGGAUAAAGUCAAACACUAUUUCAAGGAAAACCCUCACCAACUGUCCUUGUCAAUGAGUCCAGGUGAAAGUUAUUUGGAGAAUCAAGCUCAACUUGAGAAAGAAAAGCUACAAGAGAAGGUGAAUUCUCUGUCUAUGGAUGAAAAGAAAGAGAUCUAUAAAAAAGGGCUGGAACUGAUUACUGCACAAAGCAGACCUCAGGAUGCAUCCAGUCUCCCAGCGCUUAAAGUUUCUGAUAUUCAGCAAACAUUUGCAUUGACACCUGUAGAGAUGACAUACGUAGAGGAUGAGGUCCCUGUUCAGUAUUGUAGUCAGCCCACCAAUGGAAUUGUUUAUUUCAAGGCUUUCACUAGCCUUAACACGUUACCUGAGGAGCUGAAGCCAUAUGUACCAUUAUUCUGCAAUGUGAUCACAAGGAUGGGCUGUGGGAGCCUUGAUUACAGACAACAAGAUCAGCAGAUAGAAUUGAAAACUGGGGGAAUGUCUGCCUCACCUAAGAUUCUCCAGGAUAACGAUAACUUAGAUAUGUAUGAACAGGGAGUGUUAUUUACUUCUCUUUGUUUGGAGAGAAACCUGCCUGACAUGAUGCGCCUCUGGAUGGAUAUAUUUAACAACCCACGUUUUGAUGAUGAGGAACAUCUAAGAGUGUUAGUAAUGAUGGCGGCCCAGGAACUAUCAAAUGGAAUUCCAGAAUCUGGACAUCUGUAUGCGGCAGUUCAAGCUGGCAAGACAUUGACAGCAGCAGGAAGAUUGCAGGAGAUGUUUAAUGGAAUAAGCCAGGUGCAACACAUGAAAAGAAUUGCAGAAAAGCCUGAACUCUUGACUGUUCUCCGUAAACUACCUCGAAUUAAGAUGCAUUUAAUGAGCAAUGAAAACAUGAGAUGUGCGGUGAAUGCUACCCCACAAGCAAUUCCAGAUGUGUCAAUGGAAGUUGAGAAGUUCAUAAGAAAUAUUUCUGGAUUUGGAAGGAAAAAGAAAGACAAGAAACUUAUCCGUGCAAAUGUUACUGAGAAACCACUCAAUCCUGAAGAUGCUGGAAGUGAAGUAUCUGGAGGUUCAGAAGCUACCAAAAAGAUAGUGUUUUCAAGCUUCAAAGCUUGUCAAAUGAAGACACAUUUCCAGCUUCCUUUCCCUGUGAAUUAUGUGAGUGAAUGUGUUUGCACAGUGCCCUACAUGAAUCCAGACUUUCCCAGUCUUUUUGUUCUUGCACGGCUGUUGACGUCUAAAUUCCUUCACCGGGAGAUUCGGGAGAAAGGUGGUGCAUAUGGAGGAGGUGCCAUUCUAAACCACAGUGGCUUGUUUACAUUUUAUUCUUACAGGGAUCCAAAUUCUCUCAACACAAUUUCUGCAUUUCGAAGGAGUGUGGAUUGGGCAAAAGCAGGAAAAUUUACCCACGAGGAUAUUGAUGAAGCUAAACUGUCAGUGUUUUCAACUGUGGAUGCUCCUGUAGCCCCAUCAGACAAAGGAUUGGACCGUUUUCUAUAUGGUAUUUCUGAUGAAAUGAAGCAGAAACAUAGAGAGCAGCUUUUUGCUGUUGAUCAUGAUAGUUUGGUGGGAGUAGCCAACAAGUAUUUGACAACUGGACACAGCCCUUGGGGAACUGCAAUUUUAGGACCUAAGAAUGAAUCUAUUGCACGAGAUCCUACCUGGGUCCAGAGAUAAUAUAUUGAAAUAAAGGGAGAACUGACCAAGGAUGUCAUCCUCUCAUUUUGCUGAAACUACACUGAGGACAGAAUAAGGAUGGAUUCAGCUGAAAUGUUAAUGUCUCCCAUUAAUGUUACGCAGGAGGCGAAGUUGGUAAACAGCAGUGUUCCACAUUCUGAAACUGUUCAGUGCUCUUGUGAAUGAGACAGAAUUGAAAGUGCUUGAUACCUCAAUUGUACUGAACCAGAGUAAAUAUGAACUCUGUGCAUUCAAUGCUUGACAAAAUGUAAGGGUGUAUACAACCAAUGUAAUACUUGAAGAAAUAGAAGGAAGAUGUUAUUUUAAGUAUGAGUUUGAAGAAAGAAAUCAUGCGAAUUUUUAUCAAUUAUGAUGCAAGUGUUAAUUGUAUCUUGUCCUUUGUAAUAAAUGUAGAGCAAAUGUCAUCCCCCUCAAAAAAAAUUAAAUAGAAUUUGACAUAAAUUUGCUAUUGGCGCAACAGCAAAUGUAUUGUGUGUUUGCAAUGAGAUUGAGACAGCUGGUCUGCAUGAACCAUCGUAAUUGGUGAUUGUCGAAAACUGUUUUAUAGAACCUUUGUAUUUUACUGAUCCAAAUUUAAACUUUUACCGUAGGAGAUAUAAGAUGAAUUGAUCUCAAUGUGCCCAUUAAACCUCCUAAAACUUUGGUGAUCAUUUGAAUCUAGUUCAUAUACUCCAAUAUGAAGGCACAAUAUUGCAAGUGUUGGAAUUUAAAAUAAAAACAAAGUAUUUCAAAUACUCAA